Messenger RNA from Caenorhabditis briggsae, 798 nucleotides. Gene Ontology annotation, biological process: regulation of transcription by RNA polymerase II. Gene Ontology annotation, molecular function: DNA binding, bending. The record is from RefSeq and is a predicted model, not a curated record. Bases 1 to 798 code for a protein of 265 amino acids. NCBI's taxonomy places the organism in Eukaryota, Metazoa, Nematoda, Chromadorea, Rhabditida, Rhabditidae. The transcript has 2 exons.
AUGUCAGGACCACUGCAUUACUACCCAACGUCUUCGGACCAAGAGAACGGUGAACAGGGAAUCGAGACUGCAAAUGCUCCAGCAUCAGUGCCUCUAACGGCAUUUUCACUUUGGGCAGAUACGAUGCGCGGGACGGUCAGAGGAGAACAUCCGGAUUUGGAGAUGGAUGAUGUUGAGCUGAAAUUGACAGCUAUGUGGAGAGAUUUGACCGCAAACGAGAAGAACGUGUUUGAAGAGAACUUGAAAAAGAUGAGGAAAUAUGACAUGCCGUGGUGCGCUUAUUUUCUUUUCUGUAAAGAGAAACGGAGAGAAUUCACCGACAAGCACGGAAACCUCCCCGGAGGGGAGGUAACCAAGAUUUUGGGCGCCACAUGGAAAAAUUUGUCUGCAGCCGAAAAAGCUCCAUAUCUCGAGAAGAGUGCUGAGAAGAAAAAAAUCUACAGAGCUAAAUGGGGCGCCACUCAAAAAGAAGAACGAGAAGCCGUGAAACGUCAGAAUGCUGCAAAAAGACAGGCCACUGCUGCCGCAGCUGCUGGAAAUCCUCGGCCGGCAAAGCGUACCCGGAUCAACCAUUCUGCUCGUGAUGUGCCUCCCUUGUCUCCUCGAUCGCUGUCACAAAGUCCGUUGCUUGGCUCAACUUCGUCAGAUUACUACAGGAGCUCCACCAGUCCUUCGGAGUCAGAACCUAACGCAUGGAAUGAGCUCGAAAGCAUCCAGCCAACAUUCAUUGUCACUGGAGACUUCCCAUGGCAGCAGAUUUGCCAAGAAUUUGGUCUUGAAAAUAAUACUUUUAAAUAA